GCGGAAGGAUCCACACCGUGACGUCACUCCCUCCCUAUAAAACCCAUUCAUCUGCAACCUUUCUUCUCGGUUUAAGCCACCAAACAACCAAAAACAAAACACUCAAAAACUUCCCUCUUCUCUCCCAAAUCCUCAAAAACAAAAUACAAAAAUAAAAUAAAAACCCUCACACAGAGAAACAAACAAUGGUGGCCGUUGAUUAUAACGAGAAGAACAGUGGAAGUAAUCUCAAGUUUCUUUGCAGUUACGGUGGUAGAAUCCUCCCUCGUUCCACAGACGGCAAGCUCCGUUACGUCGGAGGUCACACGCGAGUCCUCUCCGUCGAUCGUUCUAUCUCUUUCUCAGAGCUGAUGAAGAAACUGUUUGAAUUCUGUGGAUACGCCGUUGAUCUAAGAUGUCAACUACCAAACGGAGACCUCGAGACUCUAAUCUCCGUCAAGUCAGAAGAAGAACUAUCGAACAUCGUCGAAGAGUACGACCGCCUCACCGGAGCUAAAAUCCGAGCCGUUCUAUCUUCUCCGAGAUCUUCGCAUAAACGCGAAUCGUCGCCGUCGUCUUCAAGCGGAGAUCAAUCACCGAAAUCGCCCUUCUCAGUCACGCCUUCACCGCCGAACUCACCGUCGCCGGCGUACGGAAGAUAUCUACAAUCUCGGUAUAGUUUACAUCCCACGGAUCUUGUUCCUAGGAGAUUCAAUCAUAGGUCGGAAGAGUCUCAUUGCUGCUAUGCGUGUCGUGUACACAAAGACUCCAGGCUCAUCUGGCAUUGAAGGAGAUUGGAAAAUAUAAAAUCGAAUAUACGCCACAGAUACGAAUACUACGAUGAUGAUGACGAAGAAGCCAAAAAAACAAAAUCUAAGAUAGAAAGAAAAAAAUAACUUGGGAUUUAAAAUAGG
This is a messenger RNA of Capsella rubella, 893 nucleotides long. RefSeq lists its product as uncharacterized. The coding region runs from base 186 to 767 and encodes 193 amino acids. The transcript is spliced from 2 exons. The record is from RefSeq and is a predicted model, not a curated record. NCBI's taxonomy places the organism in Eukaryota, Viridiplantae, Streptophyta, Magnoliopsida, Brassicales, Brassicaceae. Gene Ontology annotation, molecular function: protein binding.